Molecule: messenger RNA, 3419 nt
Organism: Cheilinus undulatus (humphead wrasse)
Lineage: Eukaryota; Metazoa; Chordata; Actinopteri; Labriformes; Labridae
Gene: nek4
Product: NIMA-related kinase 4
Exons: 16
Coding region: 195-2906 (903 amino acids)
Biological process (GO): protein phosphorylation
Molecular function (GO): protein kinase activity; ATP binding
Source: RefSeq, a predicted model, not a curated record
CUGAUUUCCUGCGUUUUCAAAAAUCUCCUCGCUGGCAUAGACUGGGCUGUGUGAAGUUUUAAAACAGAUUUUCUGCGUGUUUCUCGGCUCUAAAGCUGAACCAUCUGUCGUUAUGGACCCUUCGGUCUUUCUGGCAUUGUCUCGUAACGUUUCAUCGCUUCAUGAAUAUGGUUUAUGAAGCGUUUUAAGGAAGGAUGAAUAAUUAUAUUUUCAUCAGGGUCGUCGGGAAAGGCAGCUACGGAGAGGUGAACUUGGUGAAACACAAAACAGACCGAAAACAGUAUGUUAUUAAGAAGCUGAAUUUAACCACCUCCUCCAAACGGGAACGUCGAGCUGCAGAGCAGGAAGCGCAGCUCCUAUCCCAGCUGCGACAUCCUAACAUUGUGACAUACAGGGAGUCUUGGGAAGGAGAUGACUGCCAGCUGUACAUAGUGAUGGGUUUCUGCGAGGGUGGUGACCUUUAUCAUCGACUUAAACAGCAAAAGGGCGAACUAUUACCUGAGAGGCAGGUUGUGGAGUGGUUUGUUCAAAUAGCCAUGGCACUCCAGUACUUGCAUGAGAGAAAUAUUCUUCACCGGGACCUUAAAACACAGAACAUCUUCCUGACAAAGACCAACAUCAUUAAAGUCGGGGAUCUUGGAAUCGCACGGGUGUUGGAGAACCAGAAUGAUAUGGCCAGCACACUCAUAGGGACUCCAUACUAUAUGAGUCCAGAGCUCUUCUCUAACAAACCUUAUAACCACAAGUCAGAUGUAUGGGCCUUGGGCUGCUGUGUGUAUGAAAUGGCCACACUGAAGCAUGCUUUCAAUGCCAAGGAUAUGAACUCACUAGUCUACCGCAUUGUGGAAGGAAAGCUACCACAGAUGCCCAGCAGGUAUGAUCCCCAAUUGGGAGAGUUGAUCAAAAGCAUGCUGUGUAAGAGACCUGAGGACAGGCCUGAUGUCAAACUCAUCCUCCGGCAGCCCUAUAUCAAAAGACAAAUCGCCAUGUUCCUGGAGGCCACUAAAGAAAAAACUGCCAAGUCAAAAAAGAAAGCUGUGGGAGGUGGUGAUUGUAAAGGCUUUAGUGCACUGUCUCCUGUGACAGCAUCUCAGCCUAAACUUGAAAAAGGUCCCCAGCAUGAACCUCUGGCCAAGGUGAAAAAGAAAGAAGAGAAAACCCGACAUCAUAAACUGAAGAAUGGCAUCACAGACUGCACCCCUGUGCUAACACCUCUAUCACCAAACCCCCCCUCACCCAAUGCUCUUAAAGCCAGCAUUGUUUCAAUGGCAACAGUCAGCAAUAUCAAUAUUGAUAUCCAACACCGGGAAGAAGAUCUGGUGAAAAGACAGGCACAGGGGCCUCAGUCUGUUACUUCACCAUGUCAGACAGGUAAUGAACCUGUGUCUCGCAGUACCCACAGUGAUCACAAGGUAAGAGGGAAACCAGAUCCCUCUCCCCAUCUAUCCCUCGAUAACCCCCCCCUGAAGUCUGUAUCAGGUGCUGGCAGUAAGGGAAAAGAGAGAAGGUCUGCCAGUGAGUUGUUCGACAUUCUUCCAAAGGACAAACCAAACCCAGGGGAAACAUUCUCUGUCUGUGCGAAGAGGCUAAUGUCCCCUGUGGAUGAUAAGAAUGACACCAUGGAGUUACUCAAAGAGGCUGGCAUGCAGGACCCAGAGCUUAAAGUGGAGAAGGAGCCGGCUCUUAAUACCCCUGAGAGGAGAAAAUCUGAUAUAGAAAAUAUUGGAAUGAUUGUGGAGGUGAAUACAGAUGAUAAAAAUGACACUGUUGCACUUCUCAAGGGAGCUCCAACACAAGACCAUACCUCAGACAUCCAAGAAAUCCUAGAAUCUACUGAAAAGCUCUUAGAGCCUUUUCAUCCAACACUGGAGCCUCUUCAGGAGGAAUCUCCCUUACCAGACAGUCGGACAGUUCUGACCUCUCCAGGCCAGACUCCUCUGUACCUUUCAUCAGAAUCUUCUGUAUCCAAGCAGCACAGAGGAGGGGAUGUAAGACGGACACAUGGAGAGCAGGACAUGUCUAAGGUGGCUGCUCCUAGACCUUUACCUCCACCUCCUGUUGUGAGCUCAGCUGUAGAGGGGAGGAAGAGGAAUAAGAGGAGCACAGAGAGCAAGAAAGCUGGUGGAGACGCAGCCUCCACAUUAGUGAAUUCCUGUAAGGAUGGAUUCUUACCCCCGCCAAGGGACCGUCCUCUAUCUGCAAGAGAAAGGCGAAGACUGAGGCAGUCCCAGGAGACUUCCUUCCAACCAGGUGUUGAUGUUGUUAGGAGGGCAUCAUAUGAUGUAACUUCUACCAAGGAUGAAAACUACAACAACCCAGUUUCUACAUCUGCUUCAGAUAUUUUCACAGAGACCAAAGGAAAGCAGGAUAAGUUGCACGAGCAAAGGUCAGAUGAAGAUGAGUGCAGCUCAUCCACAAGUUCCACAGAGCGCUCAGAGGGAGACUGCAGAGAAAGAAAAAACGAAUCCACUGACAUGCAGGACUUGGUCCACAUGAUGACCCAGACUUUGAGAAUGGAUAUCAGAGAUGGGACCACUGGGUCGGAAAAUGGUAGAUUGGGCUCCACUGCACUUCCAGAAUUCAAACUGAAUAGAAAGUACAGAGACACCCUGAUGCUUCAUGGGAAAUCGAGGGAGGAAGGAGAGAACCUGUCACUUGGUGAAAUACCAGCAGGCUCCACAUCGGGUCCUGCCAAGAUAAGGAGAGCCAUAGAGAACCUGAGGACUGAUGUGGUAAAGGGCCUCGGGGUCAAGCUGCUGGACAGAGCUCUGGAGAUAAUGGAGGAGGAGGAUGACACCAAACGAGAACUGUGCCUUCGUGAUCAGAUGGGGGAUGAGAAGUACAAUACUUACGCUGUGAUGGUGAGGCAGCUGAAAUUCUUUGAGGAUAUUGCCUUCAAGGUGUAGGGGAAAUCUUGCAUAUUUAGGGGCUUUCUUAUGACAUUUCUUGUGGGGAUGUGUUCACAUGAGGCAGGUGUCUGGACAGAUCUUGCAUUAAAACAGGAAACUUUCUCUUCAUGAGAAACAUUUUUCCUUUUAAAUACAAAAGCCUGCUGAAGUCAUUCAGAAUGUUCACACAGUGCUGUUUUAAUUCUCUUCUGCUUAUACACCAAUUUUCAUGUGUACAUCAAGUUUUGUAAAUAAAUUUUUUUUUUUGUAUCUCAUUAAAUCUGAAUUUGUAAUAACAUGCAAACUGUAAUGAAGCCUAUGCAAAGAUCCUUAGAUUUGUUAACACUCCUGUUUUUUCGUAUAUUAAUAGUCCUUUCUAUAUUUAUGAUGUGAGUCAGAUUUUCACUAAUUAUUUGCUGUAUCUUUGAAGACAAUAGAUCUUGCUUAUGUUGCUGUAUUUUAUUCCUACUCUUGAAAUGUGAUGAGUUGUAGAUAUAAACAUUAGAAUUUUCUAAUAAAUUGUAAAUAUUA